Messenger RNA from Acaromyces ingoldii, 1822 nucleotides. Its product is annotated as MFS general substrate transporter. Gene Ontology annotation, molecular function: transmembrane transporter activity. The transcript is spliced from 3 exons. The record is from RefSeq and is a predicted model, not a curated record. NCBI's taxonomy places the organism in Eukaryota, Fungi, Basidiomycota, Exobasidiomycetes, Exobasidiales, Cryptobasidiaceae. Gene Ontology annotation, biological process: transmembrane transport. Bases 254 to 1651 code for a protein of 465 amino acids. Gene Ontology annotation, cellular component: fungal-type vacuole membrane.
GUGCGCACUUCCCUAAAUGCUUUCCGAAGCUCAAGCAGGCCAUCUUCAAGCGUCUUCCUCCUCUGAAUCUGGGUAACGAGGAGCGGGUGAGAAGAACAGUAGGCGGAAAGAAGCCCUGCGCUUUCCACUCUUUCAGCCCCCACUCCUCUCCUGUCCUGUUUCCAUCUCUCCUGUUCCCCAACCCAGACAUUCUCUCUCUUCUCUCUCCCCUUCAUCCAUCCUCCUCUCUCGCCUCUCUUUUCCUACGGUCAUCAUGACCGACACCCCAGAGGUACACACCCUGGUGGAAGGCGACGAAGUCAAGGACAAAUCGCCCGAAUGCGACCUGGCAGGGGCCGAGAGUGAUCCGGCACAUCGACAAGACAGCCCGCCGUCGAAGCCCGUCUUAGCAGACGUUCCUGACGGUGGGUGGCGUGCUUGGCUGGUGGUGAGCGGGGCUUCUUGCACCCUCUUUGCCAGCUUUGGCAUCAUCAAUGCUUUUGGCGUCUUCCAAGACUACUACAAUUCCACCAGGCUCCCCAAUGAGACGGAUUCGGUAGUUGCUCUCAUCGGCGCUAUCCAGCUCUUUUCUCUCUACGGACUGGCGCCCCUCAUCGGUAAAAUCUUUGACGCUCACGGGCCAAAGGUGCUUAUGCCCCUGGGCUCCUUCUGCAUCGUCUUUAGCAUCAUGAUGCUUUCGCUCGCAAAGGUCAACCAGACCUACCAGUACUUCCUCGCCCAGGCGGUCCUGUUUGGCAUUGGAAGUGCCAUGGUCUUUACUCCAGCCCUGGCCAUCGUCGGUCACUAUUUCCGUAGUAAAAGGGCCUAUGCCCUCGGCAUCGUCGCCGCUGGUUCCUCGCUCGGUGGCGUCAUCUUCCCAAUCGUCCUCCAGAGGCUCCUGCCCCGGCUCGGCUUUGGCUGGAGCAUCAGGAUCAUGGGCUUCAUCGCCCUGGCUUGCCUCACCUUCUCGUGCGUCACCAUGCGCCCGCGCCUGCCGCCUCGCCAGGCGUCGCUCGGCCAGAUCCUCCGCUUCAUCGACCUUGGAGGCUUCCGAGACCCGAGCUACUGUCUGGCCACGGCCAGCGCCUUUUUCACCUUCUACGCCCUCUUCAUCCCCUAUUUUUACAUCAAGCAGUUUGCCGAGCUCCACGGCAUGUCGCCUCAAUUGGCACAGUAUCUCCUACCCAUCAUCAAUGCAGCAGGUGUCCCGUCGCGCAUCAUUCCCGGCAUCUUGGCCGACAAGGUCGGCGUACUCAACAUGAUGGUUCCUCUCACCCUCGGCUCAGGCAUUCUUUCCCUAGCGCUGUGGCUACCAUCAACGGGCAACGUGCCUUUGAUCCUCUUUGCCGUCUUUUACGGCCUCCUUUCGGGAAGCUUUGUCUCUCUGCUCCCGGCAUUCGUCGCCAGAAUCUCUCCUCAGCCCCUCUUCGGGGCGAGACUAGGUGCCGUCUAUGCAUUUGUUGCCGUCGCCAACCUCGUCGGGACCCCUACUGGAGGUGGCAUAACCCAGGCAGGGACAAAGGCUGCCUACAGAAAUCUUGCGGCCUUUGCCGGCACCAUGGUCACCGUUGGAGGUCUCUGCGCGCUUGGCGCUUGGCUGAUCGAAGCCAGAAAGGAGAAGAGAUUGCGUCAAGAACGUGGUGGUAGUCUCACUUUGUUUUUGCGCAUCUAGUGUUCGAGGUGGUCGUGGUUGUGGUUGUCCGCUUACCGCCCCGCCCACCUUUGAGCCUUCGCGACCGGGAUUGGCGUCUCCAUGGAUUGCCAGGUGCCAGGAAGCAAAUACCAAGACCUCUAAAUACAAAAAUGUUCUCUGGAAUACAAUAUGCUAGAAUUUCUCGAAAAC